AUGGCAUCAGCUAUAUAUUUACUUGACUUACAAUUGAAUUCCAUUCUUGAGCGACAGUAUAAGCAUGAUCUCAACUCACCAUUGGUAAUUGAAUACUUUCAGAAAGCGUUCAAUCUGUCCAAGAAUCCAGUGGUUUCUUACAACGGAAUCCAAUUUGUUUAUCUUCGACAUGAUGGAAUCUAUUUGAUGACACCCGUGUUCGAAGACUUGAAUGUUAUGUGCAUGAUGGCUUUCUUAUCGAAGUUAGGUAACCUUCUCAAUCUUUAUAUGAGGGGCAGUAUCACACCGGAUUCGGUUAAGGACAACCAUAUUUUGGUAUACGAGUUGUUUGACGAAACUCUUGAUUUUGGAAUCCCUCAGCUCACGGACUUCAAUAUAUUGAAAGAAUACAUAAAAGCAGAAACAGAAGAAGGUGAAGUGAAUUCAAGCAUAUCAAGAACAUCGACAAAUAAGAUAUCCUGGAGACCUAAAGGUAUCUUUUACAAUAGAAAUGAGAUCUUCAUCAAUUUCAACGAAACACUAAAGUUCAAAUAUAGCUACAAAACUAGACGCAUACUGUCAAACCACAUUCUUGGUGAGGUCGACUGCAAAUGCUAUCUCAGUGGAAUGCCAACCUUGAAAAUGGGGCUCAAUGAAAUAUUCAAAAAGGACGGACAAGACAAUAACUCUAUUUUCACGAAUCUUAACUUCCACCAGUCCGUUGUGUUGAGCGAUAUUCACGAUUACAUUACCUUUUUACCUCCUGACGGUUUGUUCAAGCUUUUGACUUAUCAAAUAUCAAACACAUCGGGACUAAAGCCAUUAAUUAUGGUGCGCCCAAAAUACAGGAUUUUCAAGAAAAACGGAACAUAUAGACUGAGAAUCAAGAUCGAGAUCAAAACUUCGUUCAAGAGGCGAUAUUCGCUCAGAAAUCUGAAGACACACAUACCUUUGGUUUUGCCGUUAGAGAAUUUGCGAAUCAAUUUUAAUCAACCUCUGAAGUUUAAGACCAAGAUGGGGUCUGUCAUACACAAUCUCGAAGAAAACUCGAUAGUAUGGUCCAUUUCAAAACUUGAAGGUAAUUCUGAGGGAGAAAUGCAGAGCGAAUUUGAAUUGUCUCAUCAGGAUACUAUACACCAACAGCAUCUGUUCAACACAUAUCAUCACAAACAAGAUAAAAAUGAUCUGAUUUAUUACGAUCUAAGUGAGGAAUUGAACAUACUGAAAGAAGAACAAGAGUUCAAAAAGAAUAACCCGUCAAUCAUCACUUUGGAGUUUGACUUGGCCUCCACGCUUUACAGCGAUCUGAAGAUCAACUACCUGAAGAUAGACGAGCCUCAGUUCAAGUUUCAGAGCUUUCCUUGGGUUAGAUAUAAUGUUGCGUGUCGCGAUGGCGAUUACUCGUUCGUACUUUCGAAUGACCAGUUCUCUAUCGAUCUGGACGAGAAUGAAUUGAAUGAGAUUGGGUUACAGCCAGAAAACACCGAAUCCGACGAUGUUUCGAAGGUUGACGAUAAUGAAAACGAAAGCCAUAUAGUCCAAACCAUGCUUAAGGAAGGUGCGGAAAGCCACGAAAGUGAGGGGUCGCGUGCCUCAUUGGAACGGGCCAAUGUGUUUGACUACGAGGAAUAUUUGGUUGAAGACAUUGCAACAGGAAAAGAAUCAAAAUCAGCCGACGAAAUGAACGAAACAGAUCAAUAUAGUGCCAUUACACAGAAUUAA
Molecule: messenger RNA, 1701 nt
Organism: Ogataea philodendri
Lineage: Eukaryota; Fungi; Ascomycota; Pichiomycetes; Pichiales; Pichiaceae
Exons: 1
Coding region: 1-1701 (566 amino acids)
Biological process (GO): intracellular protein transport; clathrin-dependent endocytosis
Cellular component (GO): AP-2 adaptor complex; cytoplasmic vesicle
Molecular function (GO): clathrin-cargo adaptor activity
Source: RefSeq, a predicted model, not a curated record